Podarcis raffonei (Aeolian wall lizard) is the source of this 3957-nucleotide messenger RNA. It is a transcript of the gene EXT1, whose product is annotated as exostosin glycosyltransferase 1. NCBI's taxonomy places the organism in Eukaryota, Metazoa, Chordata, Lepidosauria, Squamata, Lacertidae. Bases 1356 to 3599 code for a protein of 747 amino acids. The transcript has 11 exons. Gene Ontology annotation, cellular component: membrane. The record is from RefSeq and is a predicted model, not a curated record. Gene Ontology annotation, molecular function: glycosyltransferase activity.
CUGCGUGGAUGGAUGAGGUCAGCGCCGUGGUGUCGGGGUAUGGAAUGUUGCAAGUGUAACAUUCAGAACCGGGUAACGUUCGACGGUCGGAACUCCGCGGUCGGCAACGUUCGGAGAGGCGGGGGAGGCGGCGGUCAGCCCUCCCAGCCAGCCCACCCCUUUCCCUCCUGGAGGGGGGGCGCGCGCUCCUGUGCCAUCGCCGCUCGCUGAAAUGAAUGGUUGAGAGGGGCGGGGGCUAGGAGGAGGAGGAGGAGGAGGAGGCGGCCGCGAAGGCAAAGGAAGGAGGAGGAGAAGAAGGAGAAGAAGAAACAUCAGCAGCAGCAGCGGCAGCAGAAGAGGCGGCGGCGGCGGGUCUUUUCUCUGGUUGGGGGAGAUCGCAGAGCAGCCUGGAAGAGAGACUUCCCUCUCCUCCCUUCUCCUCCUCCCCGCGGAGCCGCUGCAAGGAAAGAAGGCGAGAGAAAUGCAGGGAUUCGUCAGGUUACGGUGCUCGGGCUGGAAGAUGUGAGCCUCGGAUGGUGCUACGCCGCGAACCGGAGCCGGCUGCUUGCAUAGGCUGCUGGUGAUAUACCGACUUGCUCGGAGAAAGCCGAGCGGCUCGGGGUGUGUUUGUGUGUGUGUGUGUGUGUCCGUCCGUCUGUCUCUCACCUCUCUCUCUCUCUCUCCUCCACCCCCCUCCCCCAGCGCUCCCCUUCCUAUUUUGUGUGUUAGGAAAAGACAUCCGAGGAAUGUUGUGUGUGUGAGUUGAAGUUGCUGCUGCGGCUCGUGCACCUUGAUCAUCCGCAAGCACCGGCUCCCUAUGUGUGAGAGAGAGAGGAAGAGAGAGCGAGAGGGCGGGACAAAUUUCUCAAUCUGGUAACAGCCGAUUUGAGGGCGAAAAGGGGGACCUGGGCUGUGUGGUUUCAUUUUCCCGGAGCGGGUGCCUUCUCCCUCUCUCCUCCUUGCAAGAGAAUUCCUAGCCCCACGCUCCCUCCUUUCCUCCCCUCCAAAGCCGGGCUGGGCGUGAUUAUUCUCUGCCUGCCCCUGCUUCUCUCAUUCCCUCUCUCCUUCUCCUUCUCUCUGUCUUCCCCCUUCUCUCUCCCUUUCCCUUCUCUCUCUCUCUCUCUCCCUUCCCCCCUCCCUCCCCAAUCUCUAUUGUGCGAGCCAAAGAUGAAAGACCGGAGGGGAGAAAGUUAAAGAAAUCGCCCACAUGCGCUGCAUCAGUCCGAGGCUUUGGGAAAGGAAUAAAGAGGAGGUGGGAGAAGAGAGUUUAAAGUCUUUGCAGGCGGGAAGAUGGCGGACUCAAGCUGAAAGUGUCGACUGGCAAACUUGGGCGAUCUUUGUGUUUAUUUACAAUCCUCUCGACCCAGAUAGGACACAUGCAGGCCAAAAAACGCUACUUCAUCCUGCUCUCCGCUGGCACUUUCGUCGUCCUGCUGUUCUACUUGGGAGGCUUGCAGUUCAGAGCAUCCAGGAGCCAAAGCAGACGGGAGGCUCACAGUAGCAGGAAUGGCUUGCAGCACAGCGGCGGCCCCGAGCACUACUGGCCCCGAUUCCCGGACGCCCUGCGCCCCUUCGUCCCUUGGGAGCAGCUGGAGAACGAGGAGUACAACAUGCACACUUCCCCGCGGCAGAAGCGCGAUGCCAACGCCAGCGUCUACAAGGGCAAGAAGUGCCGCAUGGAGUCCUGCUUCGACUUCGCCCUCUGCAAAAAGAACGGCUUCAAGGUGUACGUCUACCCUCAGCAGAAAGGGGAGAAGAUCGCCGAGAGUUACCAAAACAUCCUCACCGCCAUCGAAGGCUCCCGGUUUUAUACUUCCGACCCCAGCCAAGCUUGCCUGUUCGUCCUCAGCCUGGAUACCUUAGACAGGGACCAGCUGUCCCCCCAGUACGUGCACAACCUGCGGUCCAAGGUCCAGAACCUCCACUUGUGGAACAAUGGUAGGAACCACUUAGUUUUUAAUUUAUAUUCCGGCACGUGGCCCGACUACACCGAGGACGUGGGCUUCGACAUUGGCCAGGCCAUGCUAGCCAAAGCCAGCAUCAGCACGGAAAACUUCCGCCCGAAGUUUGACGUCUCUAUCCCGCUCUUUUCUAAGGAUCACCCGAGGACAGGAGGGGAGAAGGGCUUCCUGAGGUUUAACACCAUCCCUCCUCUCAGGAAGUACAUGUUGGUGUUCAAGGGGAAAAGGUACCUGACUGGGAUAGGGUCCGACACCAGGAAUGCCUUAUAUCAUGUCCACAAUGGGGAGGAAGUUGUCCUCUUGACCACCUGCAAGCACGGCAAAGACUGGCAGAAGCACAAGGACUCACGGUGCGAUAGGGACAACGCGGAAUAUGAAAAGUAUGAUUAUCGUGAAAUGCUGCACAAUGCCACUUUCUGUCUCGUCCCUCGUGGCCGGAGGCUGGGAUCCUUCAGGUUCCUGGAGGCCCUGCAGGCUGCCUGUGUUCCUGUGAUGCUCAGCAAUGGAUGGGAGCUGCCAUUCUCCGAAGUGAUUGAUUGGAAUCAAGCUGCCGUCAUAGGGGAUGAGAGAUUGUUAUUACAGAUCCCUUCUACAAUCAGGUCUAUCCAUCAGGAUAAAAUCCUAGCACUUAGACAGCAGACACAGUUCUUGUGGGAGGCUUAUUUUUCUUCGGUUGAGAAGAUUGUAUUGACCACGCUAGAGAUUAUUCAAGACAGAAUAUUUAAGCACAUAUCACGUAACAGCUUAAUAUGGAACAAGCACCCCGGAGGGUUAUUUGUACUGCCACAGUAUUCAUCAUAUCUGGGAGAUUUUCCUUACUAUUAUGCUAAUCUAGGCGUCAAGCCCCCAUCCAAAUUCACCGCCGUUAUCCAUGCAGUUACUCCUUUAGUUUCUCAGUCUCAACCUGUGCUGAAACUCCUGGUUGCUGUAGCCAAAUCCCAGUACUGUUCCCAGAUCAUUGUCUUAUGGAAUUGCGAUAAACCCCUCCCUGCCAAGCACCGAUGGCCUCCCACUGCUGUUCCUGUUAUUGUCAUUGAAGGAGAGAGCAAGGUGAUGAGCAGCCGCUUCCUGCCCUACGAGAACAUUGUCACGGAUGCUGUUCUAAGCCUCGAUGAGGAUACGGUGCUUUCAACCACUGAGGUGGAUUUUGCCUUUACGGUUUGGCAGAGUUUCCCAGAGAGGAUCGUGGGCUACCCUGCCCGCAGCCAUUUUUGGGACAACACUAAGGAGCGAUGGGGCUACACAUCCAAAUGGACUAAUGACUAUUCCAUGGUAUUGACUGGAGCUGCUAUCUACCACAAAUAUUAUCACUACCUGUACACUCAUUUCUUGCCUGCCAGCCUGAAGAACAUGGUGGACCAAUUGGCCAACUGUGAGGACAUUUUGAUGAACUUUUUAGUGUCGGCUGUGACAAAAUUGCCACCAAUCAAAGUAACACAGAAAAAACAGUAUAAGGAAACCAUGAUGGGACAGACCUCCAGGGCUUCUCGGUGGGCCGACCCAGACCACUUUGCUCAGAGGCAGAGCUGCAUGAACACUUUUGCCAGCUGGUUUGGCUAUAUGCCGCUGACCCAUUCUCAAAUGAGGCUCGACCCCGUACUCUUUAAAGACCAAGUCUCCAUCCUGAGGAAGAAAUAUCGAGACAUUGAACGGCUUUGAGGAGCCCCGCUAAAGGGGUUGGGGCAGGGGGCGAGAGAGAGAGAGAGAGGAGGGGUACCGGACUGUUCGCGUAGCCCAGCACAAACCCACCGCUGACUCACGGAGCCAGACUCUCAACCAAGAACAAAACACAAACCCUCUUGACAUGCCAGUGGGAAAAGCCAACUCCAAAGGGGAAAAAAAGACUCUUUGUGCUGGACUGCUUCAAAACCACCUCACGGGCUGCAGGUCGCUCAAGACUAGGUUGUGUACAGUUUCAUUAUGGAACAUUAAAUAAUUAUUUUUUGAAAUGAUUGCUAUGCAGGUUUAAACUUUUUUAAUGAUAAAAACCCUAUUAAAAACAGAGUUCUUUCUUUAA